Messenger RNA from Heterotrigona itama, 357 nucleotides. The record is from the annotation of a GenBank genome assembly. Lineage: Eukaryota; Metazoa; Arthropoda; Insecta; Hymenoptera; Apidae.
AUGAAAGGUAAAGGGAAACGGGCUGAAGUGAAGAAAUUGUCCGUUCGCUAUGAAACGGAACAGAAAACUGUGCGGCGUUGUUAUCUGUGUAGGGACCGGAAACAUUUGGCUGCAGACUGUCCUAUGAAGAAUAAAGGCACUAAGUGCUUCAGAUGUCAAGAAAAUGGUCCAAAUUGCAAAGUGGAGAUAGCGCACUGUAAGUUGAUUGCUUUGAUUGAUACAAAUUGUGAUUUGACAAUAAUGAAAGCUGAUCAAUAUAUUAAAAUAGGAGUACCAAAAUUAAAUAAUAAAAUUUUUAAAUUUCGUGGAAUCGGCUCUGAAAGUAAUAAUACUUGGGGGAAUUUGCGACAGAGGUAG